AUGAGCUUUAACCAGAUAUCUUUGGAACAAGUAUUCUGUUAUUUCGACGAGAAUGGCGAUGGUCGAAUCUCUUCGGCUGAGCUCAGGUCUUGUAUGAGUGCCGGCGGUUAUGAUCUAUCCUUCGAGGAAGUUAGGGUUAUCAUCGAGUCGAUGGAUGGUAAUGGUGAUGGGCUUUUGAGGUUUCAGGACUUCAUCAAGUUGAUGGAGAGAGCAGAGGAAGGUGAUAGAGAGAUGAUAGAAGCCUUCAAGAUGUACGAGAAGGAAGACGAAGGAUGCAUAACCGCUAGAAGUUUAAAGAGGAUGCUAAGCAAGUUAGGUUAUUCUAGAAAUAUAGAAGUUUGCCAGGAAGUGAUUGAUAAAUUUGACAUCAACCAUGAUGGAGUGCUCAACUUCGAAGAGUUCAAGGGCCUUGAACAGAUAUCUCUAGAGCGGGUAUUUUGUUGCUUCGAUGAGAAUGGUGAUGGAAGGAUCUCUUCACCUGAGCUUAGGCCAUGUAUGAGUGUCGUCGGCUAUGAACUAUCCUUAGAUGAAGCGAGGGUCAUGAUAGAUUCAAUGGAUGCUAAUGGAGAUGGGUUGUUGAGUUUAGAGGAGUUCAUGAAGUUGAUAGAGAGGGAAGAAGAAGAUGUCCGAAUGAUGAUAGAAGCCUUUAAGAUGUAUCAGAUGGACAGUCAAAGCUGCAUUACUGCCAAGAGCCUGAAGAGAAUGCUAAGUAGAUUAGGCUAUUCUAGGAAUAUGGAGAUUUUCUAG
This is a messenger RNA of Phalaenopsis equestris, 747 nucleotides long. RefSeq names its product putative calcium-binding protein CML19. Lineage: Eukaryota; Viridiplantae; Streptophyta; Magnoliopsida; Asparagales; Orchidaceae. The transcript is spliced from 2 exons. Gene Ontology annotation, molecular function: calcium ion binding; enzyme regulator activity. The record is from RefSeq and is a predicted model, not a curated record. The coding region runs from base 1 to 747 and encodes 248 amino acids.